AUGCCUUCAGAGAGCGCCUCUUCUGUAUUGUUUAAAUAUCUCGAGAAGGCUUCACUCGAUCAUUACUACUCUCAAUUAAAAUUAAACGGAGUAACCAGUAUUGAAGCUAUUGCACAGCUAUCAGUACAAGAUGUCGCCAAUAAAAUUGGUGUAUCCAACGGAGGAGAUAGAAGAAAAUUCUUUGAACUAAUACAAGUGGCCAAGAAAAAUAUAUCAUCUUCAUCAUCAGGUGGAAAUUUUGAGAAUGAACAAAUGGCACUCAAUAGAUGUCCUGCUUUAGAUUUGAAUCCUAAAGCACAGGCAUUUGUUGAUGAUGAGAAAGAAAAUUAUGGCAAUGCCGAAGAAUCACUCUAUGAUUGGGAUGCUGCCGUGAAUAAUAUGGGUAACAAUAACGAUACCAAUUUCGAUGCCUUUGAAGUCCAUCAAGUUAACAAUAAUAAUGUGGUCAAUAAGAGACCAGCAUCUUCUCAACCUCAAUUCCAAGCUCCAAAAGUACAAUCACUCCAACAAAUUAUGCAACAAAAUAAUGCUCAACCAAAAGUAGUAAGGAAUCCAGUGAAAUCAACUCCUGUUGUACAAGAACAACCUCGUAAACCAAUGGUUAAUGUUGUUAGCAACAACAAUAACAUUAUCAAUAAUAAUAAUAUCAUUAAUAAGCAACAAGCUCAACCACCAGCAGCUGGCAAAAGACAAAGAUCAAAUAUUGUAGUUGCUGUUCGUAAAAGACCUCUUAAUGAUAACGAAAAGAAUAGAGGUGAAACUGAUAUUUUGGAAGUUGUAAAUGAUAACGAGUUAAUUAUACACGAACCUAAACAAAAAGUCGAUCUUACAAAAUUUGUAGAAAAACAUCAAUUCUGUUUUGAUGAAAUAUUUGAUGAAUAUUGUGAUAACGUUGAAAUUUAUAAUAAGACUGCUAGACCACUUGUUGAUCACAUUUUCAAUAAGGGUAAAGCCACUUGUUUCGCUUAUGGACAAACAGGAAGUGGUAAAACAUUUACCAUGAUGGGUAAAAAUGGACAAAAGGGUUUAUAUUUACUUGCUGCUAGUGACAUUUUUCAAAGACUCUCGUCAGAAUUGAGUGUUUGGAUCAGUUUUUAUGAAAUUUAUGGUGGUAAAUUAUUUGAUUUGUUGAAUAAUAGAAAGAAGGUAUUUGCUCGUGAAGAUGCUAAGAAUAUGGUCAGUAUUUGCGGAUUGACAGAAAAUAGUGUAAAUAGUGUAGAAGAUUUGAUGGGUAUGAUAGAUACAGGUCUUUCCAUCAGAGCUACUGGUUCAACUGGUGCUAACUCUGACUCCUCACGUUCCCAUGCUAUAUUACAAAUUGUUUUAAAGUACAAUGAUAAGCCAUAUGGUAAAUUCUCAUUCAUAGAUCUUGCUGGUUCUGAACGAGGUGCUGAUACAAAGAACAGUGACAAGCAAACAAGGUUGGAAGGUGCUGAUAUCAAUAAGAGUUUGUUGGCACUUAAGGAAUGUAUUAGAUCUUUGGAUCGUGGUAAGAGUCACGUUCCAUUCAGAGGAAGCAAACUGACAGAAGUAUUGAAAGAUUCUUUUAUAGGAAACUCCAAGACUGUAAUGAUUGCUAAUGCCUCACCAUCUUCUAAUUCGUGCGAACACAGUUUGAAUACAUUGAGAUAUGCUGACAGAGUUAAAGAACUCAGAAGUGGAAAUGGUAAAGCUGCCGCUAAACCAAGGCAAGAUCUCACUCCUACUCCUCAACCCCAACAACCAGUGUUCGAAAAUAUGAACAUUAAUCAAAAUAUCAAUAACCAAAUGAGAGUGAAUAAUAACUAUCAAGUUGAUAAUUAUCAAGUUGAAGAUGAUGAUAUGCAAAUGGAUGACUAUGAUAAGCAAGAAUAUGAUAUUAAGGAUUAUGAUAAACAAGACUAUGAGACUUCUGAUAACAUUGUGGACGAAGAUUUAGAUGAUGAAGAUUUUGAUGAUGCCGAUAUUAUGCAAGAAAAUAAUGAAGUUGUUUUACCUCCUCACUUCCAAGAUGUAGGAGAGGCAGAACUUGAGAGAGCUCACGAAGAACUAAUCAGUAAGAUUUUAGACGAGGAAGAAGAGGUUAUUGCCCAACACAGAGAACAUAUUGAUGACAUUAUGGAAUUAAUGAAACAAGAAAUGGAAUUACUGAACGAUGUUGAUCAACCUCAAUCAACAAUAGACAAAUAUGUAACAAGCUUAGAUUGUAUUUUGGUUAGAAAGAUUCAAGCCAUCAAAAGUUUGAGAAACAAGCUGGCGGAAUUCAAACAACACUUGCGAGAAGAAGAAAUAUUGAGCAGAAGUUUCCAAUUAAAUUAA
Messenger RNA from Naegleria gruberi, 2298 nucleotides. Its product is annotated as kinesin-13. Gene Ontology annotation, biological process: microtubule-based movement. The coding region runs from base 1 to 2298 and encodes 765 amino acids. The transcript has a single exon. The record is from RefSeq and is a predicted model, not a curated record. Gene Ontology annotation, molecular function: microtubule motor activity; microtubule binding; ATP binding. Lineage: Eukaryota; Heterolobosea; Eutetramitea; Acrasida; Naegleriidae.